Acanthaster planci (crown-of-thorns starfish) is the source of this 2767-nucleotide messenger RNA. RefSeq names its product UDP-GlcNAc:betaGal beta-1,3-N-acetylglucosaminyltransferase 9-like. Gene Ontology annotation, biological process: protein O-linked glycosylation. Gene Ontology annotation, cellular component: Golgi membrane. The record is from RefSeq and is a predicted model, not a curated record. Gene Ontology annotation, molecular function: hexosyltransferase activity. Lineage: Eukaryota; Metazoa; Echinodermata; Asteroidea; Valvatida; Acanthasteridae.
UAUAGUUAUGAAUUACUGGAUCGCCGUCUCCUAUAGCGUCACGCGUUCCUACGUAAAGUGUGACCCAUCAUUAGUGAUGCCAACACAAUGCCCGGGAAAACUUCCAGCUGAACAAAAGAUUACAAGAUGUUCAACACUGAUGUCGCACAAUGGAAAUUUAGUAUACCCUGUAUGGCGGAAUUCGAUUUUCAACCCCCCUGUAAAACUAGGUACAUGUAUUGUCAUAUGAUCGAUUCGGAAUGCACCAUAACAAAGCAGGGGCGUAUAAAUAGUUCAUACUCCAAGGGGGCGCAGGACUCCGCUUUAAUCAAUGAGACCCACACUGCGGUUAAGGGUUUUCACCGCACACUUUAUUCCAAACACGUACGGUGUCCCGGUAUGUUUCAAGCCCGCAAGUUACUCAAUUUUCCUGUUUUGUUCAUGUCUGCGUAAUCUUUUAGAAACAUCGUCGUACGAACAAAUUUUUGGGAUCAGACACCAAGCAUGUAAACAACAACCGCGCGGUCGGACUCAUCAACCGAAUCGUGGACUUCAAAACCCUGCAAAAUGUGCAAGGUACUGUGAACAAGGAUGCAAGAUAUCAACCCAGUAACUAGCAAGAGUAGCAAGAGGACCAAUGGUGUAACCAGUUUACGACUUCUACAGUGCUGUGGGCUGGUGUCCAGGAAUUAUCCGUUAAACUCUGCAGAAAUCAACGAAACGAAUUUUCACACUCACCAUGCGCACGCGACGAAGUGAGAUGCUACGGUUCUUGAGCACGUAGGAAGUGAGUCUCGGGGACUCUGAGCUAGGAUAAUGGGCUCAGUGCGGACAACGUUCCUGAGGCUGUUGUUAAUUACUGCAGCGGCGCUCAUAAUGCCAGCGUACUUUGCGGUCUGGAAGUUCCUCAUGGUGGAUUCGAUUCCCCAUAAUAGAUUAACAUCGAAAGGAUCUCACUCCACUCAUAACAAUGCAGGGGCUCAGUUUGCAGAUUUGAGGCGACCAGUGGCAAAACAGUCUGAGUCCUCAAAUAAGUCCUCAGGUUUUUCGCCUGGAGUGAAAUUGGCCACAGAAACGCAUCAACAACGCAAGAGAGCAGCUGCGAAAGAUCCGGGUUCCAAGACAUUGCAAACCCAUAUUACAAUAGAGAACACGCCGUCCAGAUCACACAUAAAGUCAACUGAAAAUGUACUGAAGGGGAAAUACAAGAACGUGAACUACUGGCAAUCGUGCAAGUUCCUGAAGACUUCCAAGGGACUACAUCGAGUAUGCAUUGAUCGGUACACGAAUGGAUCGAGAGGCAGGCUGACAGCAAAGGCUGUCAUGGCGCAGAAGCAGUAUUUCACCGAGAAACCAGUACUGGCAUCUGGUGAUUCCCUAAAUCGUCAACUUAUAUCAAAAGUGAACUCAGAUGACGGGAAGGUCACCGAGCACCCCAAGAAAAGACAGGGCGUGAAGAAACCGCGCGGACACCGGGUCCCCCCAAGCCCAAGCCCGAAAUCUCCUAGGCGAGGAAUCCUGGAUUAUGCACUUUGGCUGUCUUACAUAGAUCCCCAUGACUACAGAUAUCUGAUCAACCCCAGUUCGACCACUUGCCAGACCAGCAAUCGAGUUGACUUGCUGGUACUUGUGACAUCUCACCCGGAGAACUCUGAGCGACGGAAGGUCAUCCGUGAAACGUGGGGAGCUCCGCGUGGCAGCACAGCAGUGUCAGCUGUUGUGAAGGUCCGUUUUCUUCUCGGAGUAACAGCCCUCACUGGUGGACAAAGCGUAGGUGUACCGAGUGAUCUGCUGAGGGAAGCGGACAAGCACGACGACCUGAUUAUGGAAGAAUUCCUAGAUUCUUACCUCAACCUGACCAUCAAGACUGUAAUGGGGCUCAAGUGGGCCAGUCGGUUCUGCCCUGACGCGCACUACGUCAUGAAAACCGACGACGACAUCAUCGUCAACGUACCGAAGAUACUGGCUUUCCUACACGCGGCACCGCGACGAGCUCUUAUCACAGGUCGCUUGGCGAAGUCCUACCCCGUGAUCCGCGAUAAAUGGGAGAAAUUCUACAUGCCAAAACAUAUCUACUCCAAAUCGACCUACCCAGACUACUGCGUGGGUCUCGGGUAUAUAAUGUCUAUUGAUAUGGUACACAAAUUGUAUCUUCAGUCUUUACUUACACCUGUCUUUCCUUGGGAGGAUGUAUACGUGGGUAUCAUGUUGAAAGACAUUGGCAUUAUUCCAAAGGAUAUCAAGAACUUUUACUACUUCAACGGUGGGAGUUUAUUCGAGGGAGCAACGAUACUUGUCGCCCCUAAAAAGACUCUGUAUAGGUUACGGUCAUACUACGUGUUUGACGGUCUAACCCCAGAACAGACACGAAUACUAUGGAAAAAGUGGCAGGGUUACCAGUCGAUUUGAUUCUACCGUAUAUCUUGAGUCAUCGUAACCCGACAUUUUUGACUGUGUUUCAUGAUCGAAAUAGUAUAUACAAAAAAGUCAGUAAGACUUUAAAUUCUGAAAUUCUGCUCUUUAAAAAAAAUUACGAGGAUACUCCGAUUAUUAGGACAGCUGAAAUAGUGCAGCUUAGUUUUAUUUUUAAAAAAUAUUUUUAUGUUUUCCAAAAAUAGCGCAAGCGAAUAAAAUGUCAACUGAUGGUAGUCGUAUUCGUGUCGGGUAUUUCAUUUGUUCUCGUGUACUAAAAAAAUUGUGAGUCAAGCGUAGUUUCCAACACGCUCCCAUUUGAACCAGACUACCUUUCCUGGGUUGAUAGUUCGACCAAAUGUGAUGAAUACUUCAA